This is a messenger RNA of Branchiostoma floridae (Florida lancelet), 1793 nucleotides long. RefSeq lists its product as uncharacterized. The coding region runs from base 477 to 1793 and encodes 438 amino acids. NCBI's taxonomy places the organism in Eukaryota, Metazoa, Chordata, Leptocardii, Amphioxiformes, Branchiostomatidae. The record is from RefSeq and is a predicted model, not a curated record. The transcript has 2 exons.
CAUCAGCGAUUGCAAACAAAUAGUAUAUAGUAACGUUAAAAUCGGCGUAAUUUUUGAGAGAAAACUAUUAAACUAUUCGAUACAAUGCCCAUUUCGGCAUGUGUAUUUCCUUUUCGAAAACAGUUCAAUAUUCCUCAGUCAAUUAAUACAAUUAACGUGGUCCAACAUUAUGAUAUUGCUAUUUUUUGUAACCUCUGUCCGUGGCUGUAUCUGGCCCUUCUUGGACCGGAUGGGCAAGAUGCUGUAAUCACGAUUUAGAUACAUUUUACAAAUUUUAGGCAGCAUACUUUUAGCCGGCCAACGCUGGCAAGGAGGUCAACCUAGCUCCUUGGCGCGAAUUACCAGGUGUUAUCCCAUGAGACACCGAAGUGGCAAUCACCUGAAGAGAUGAAAUUGUAUUUUAUGGGUGUCAUUCCACAGACAACAGAAACUUGUCUUUGUUAUUAAGAUCGGUAUGAUUAAGUAGUUCUGGUAGGAUGAGAGCUCAGACAGUCAGUUUGAAGAUGUCACGGGAAGUAGACGAGUCCUAUCCGAGUCUUCAGGAGAGAGAUAAGACUCGUAGUCUUCAGGAGAGAGAGAAGACUCGGGCUACCAUGCGGCGUCUACAGCACAGGGUGGGUGACCUAGAGCAGCAGACACAAAGGAUCGACGACGAAGUCAGAUCCGAGCAGUGUCUACUCCUGUGUCAUUUUCGGAACCUCCGGAAAAACAUGGACAAGGUCAUUGACCUUUCAAGUAGACGACGAAGACGUCUCCGUCGAAAAGUCCGCAACAGAGCCAUGGGGAAGUCCUCAUCAAAGAAGCUAUCCGCUUCAACAGACGGUUCCUCAGAAGAGGAAGAGGGAAAGAAACUUCAGAAAGAUACUGAAAACGUCUCUUCACGGCGUAUAAAAGAGGACUGUGACCAAGGAGAUGCUGCAAAGGAAGACGCGUCGUCCGAGGGCAAAGUAAGACCCACACGAAGAAGAUUCUCACUCCCUUCUCCUAUAGAAGAGUCGCUACCUCAGCUGCAACACCAGAAAAAGUGUGCAAAAUCCUGCAAACUCGUGCAGAGACGCCGGUACAGUCUACCUGCCAUCCAACCUCACGACAACGAACGGCACGAACUUACAAAAAUCGUGGAAGAAGAGGAAGUGGUAGUAGAAACUAUCACAGCUCGCAGAAGAUUGUCGAUUCCAGUGGAGUCUUUGGAGCAACUGCACCUGCACAAAGACUGUCCAACGCCCAGCAAAGAUGUCCAUAGACGGAGGCACAGUCUUCCCGCCAUCCAACUUAACCAGGAACGAGAUGAACUUCAAACAGUCGCGGAAAGCGAUGAAGAUGUCGAGGACAAGCAAACUGCCCAGGUGCAGCCAGUGGAAACAAAGGAUGAAACCAUGAGAAAGGCGUCUGUACUUCUCCGUCAGAGACUCUUCCCCAGUAUAGUGACACCUGACCUUGAUGUAGACCAUUCUUCUAUACAACCGCCAGAGCAGAAGACACCGCUGCCGUCUGAACCAGAACGUGAUCUGGACACCGAUCUGGAAAAGAAACCGCCCUACAAGACAUUUCGGCACAGGGCAAGCGUCGUUUGUAUCGACGGGACGGCGGUGACGGGAAGCCACGCCGAGCACUUCCACAGAAGACAGUCGUUCCCAACAGUACUAUGUAAAACACGUCUAGAUCUAGAGCCAUGCACAAGCGACGUUAUGCCAUGGCUCAGCAUCGGUGCCAAGUCCAAGUCGAGAAUAUAUGCCAUUUCAGUCGACGGCGGAUAUAUCAUAAAAUGUGGUACAGAUCGAGAAGCAUCCUAA